ACAAAGAACUAAAAUAGAAUAUGUCAACAGCUAGCUAGCUAACAGUAAUUACUUACAAGUAAUGUACUCACUCUCAAGGUAACCUAAACCUAAUCAAAUAUAAUGUACAACUAUAUUUCACAAUUAUCAUCAUAUAUUUUAUUAGGGUAAUGUUUGAACAAUUGUAAAACAAGACUAACAUGUAUCAGAUGUACAAAGGGAGCUGUGCUGAGCUGUGAAUAGUUGUCCGUGGUAAGUAUGUUCUUACUUGCAAACAAACAACUUUCACAGGUUCCUGCCAAAUGCUAACCCAUGUGUGCAAACUUGAUGUAGAAAUACAAAAGCUGUGCUUGUUCAUAAAAUAAGAAAGGAAAAAAAUAAAAUGAUGAUUUGUGCUAAACAAAAACAAGAUAUUUACUGAUUACUUGGAAUAAUAAAUGAUAAAAUACAUUUAUUUCAAAGAUAUAUCAUAGAAACACUCAGCCAUACAUGAAAUAUCAUAGAAAAUGGAUAUGGGUCAUUUUAGACCCAUGUUGUGCAUUAGAAGGGUAGUGAUACAAAAAGGGUUUUUAUUAAAAAAGUAAGAAAGGAAAAUAUAAAAUAAGGAUGUAUAAUGAUCAAAAACAAGUUAAUUGAGGAAAACCUGGAAUACUGAACGAUGAAGUUAAUUUAUUGCAAAGAUAUAGAACAUAAAAACUCAGUCGGGUCACUUUAGACCCAUGUUGUGCAUCAAAGGGUUAAAAUGAAAUACACUGUCAUGAUUAAGUAAUUAUAUAAUGUUAACAACAACAACAUGGUGUCUGUCAUACUGUGAAGAAUUGAAGUGUUCCCCAUGUACUGUAAAAAAGGUCUGUGGUGGCAGUACUCCUGCUUUGUUGUGUAACACAUUAUGAUGUAAGUACAUCAAUGUAUAAAUACAUAAUAUGCCUUUAACAGGAUAACAAAUAUUAACAUGGACAAAACGUGAAUUAUAAAGGAGAGUAAAUCAUAAAAGUAAACGAUUUUUACAAAGACUAAAGUGGUGAUUAAACAAAGGAGCUUGUAAUUUUGGAGUGUAACAUUUCCUCAAAGACGUGUAUACUUUCCUGAUGUAACAGCAGGCAGACACUAGUUAAUUUCAGUGGAGAAACUGAGCAGGACUACAUGUAUUUCAUUGUGUACUGCUGCAACACAGUUUUAGCAACAGAUUUGAUUCAGAUUCUAAAUUAGGAAAAAGAGUUUGACCUGGAAAUGUUGCAUUUACAUGUUUUUGCUAUCAGGCAUUUAUUUAGGAAAAUGUAGGAAUGAGACACAUGAGCUGGUCAGUUUGGUCACUGUUAUCCUGUCAGGUGUGUGUGACCACACACACACACACACACACACACACACACACACACACACAGGCUUGUGUCUGUCAGAGUGAAGCCAUUGUUAUGCUAAUUAAUGACUGCAUGCAGUUGAGUGAGAGGAGGGGGGAGAGGCCAAGAUGGCUUUCAAAUUUCUCAAACUAGUCCUUCCUGCUCCGAAACCCAGGGUCUGAUCGUCAAUCUGAAGAUAUCACCAGAGAGAUACACUCGUUCCGAACGCAGAUAUAUAUAGCGUUCACGUUUGUGGAGUCAAAAAAGCAAUCUUAGUCGCAAGUUUACAAUGUCUAGCUCACAGCUGACUCAUUUGCUCAUGUUACUUUCAGAGGCACUAGCUCAUUUCCUGUUGGUUUUAGGUCAGUGGUGUCAGUGAGUGAUUUGUAGGUCUCGAGGAGACAAAGAAGCCAGUUUUAGUUUGAUCUUUUUACACCAUUCGUACGGGCCGCAGCAGCCAUUUUAGUGUGUCUAGGUGGUGCAAAAAUUGUCAAGAGGUUUUGUGACAUGUCACCUUUAACAGGGCAUAAAAUCAAAACUGUCCAAGUAAUGACAAAAUUGUUCUGAGGAAUUGUUUAGCAGGGCAUGGUCUAUCAUGUGUGUAUGUUUGAAGUCGAUACAAUAAACGGUGUAGGAGGAAAUAUUUUUUUAGUAAGAGAAUUUUUGAAAAAUGACAUCUUACUUUGAAAGGGCGAAUAGCUCACUUCCUGUUGGAUUUAGGUCAGUGGUUACAGUGCGUGAUUUGUAGGUCCUGAUGAGAUGAACAAGCCAGUUUUGGUUUUGUCUUUCCACGACAUUCAUGCGGGCAUUUUAAUGUGUCAAGGUGGCGCGAAAAUCAUCGAGAGGUUUUGUGAGACAUCACCUGUAAGAGGCCAUAAAAUCCACACCAUUCCAGUAAUGACAAAGUUAUAAAGAAGAUCUGAUUAGGACGAGCUGAUCUGUCAUGUGUGCGAGUUUGAAGCCGAUAUGAUAAAUGAUGUAGGACAAGUUGAUUUUUGAAGAAAAAGCGGUUUUGAGGCGAAAUCUUACUUUGAAAGGGCAAAUACCUCACUUCCUGUUGGGUUUAGGUCAGGGGUAUCAGUGCGGAAUUUGUAGGUCUUCGGCUGAGGUCUCUAAUAAAUCUCUUAAACAAUCAAAUUCAAUCACUGCACAUGAAAACAAGUCCUUGUUGAGUGUUUUUGAUACAGCUAUUAUGUCCCAGAACAAGCAGGCAGCUAAUGUCAGGCCAUCAGACUCAACUUUUGUUCAGAAACAUAUGAUUUCUUUUUUGCCGAAAAGAGACACAAAACUUUCAGAUUGUAUUCAAUGUACUUUUACUUUACUACUCAAAAAAUGUGACAAGACUCACAACCAGGAUUCAACAAAAACCAGAAUUAAUUGUACUUUGCUUCCUCCAGUGUAACAUAUUCAUAUUUUCAAUCUAUUUCUGUCCAUAAGAUGUCUGUUGAGCUCCAACAUGCCAGUGAACCAGGCGGAAAUAAUGCAAGUCUUCAAGGCACCAUGCUGGGGGGCAGCAAACCUUUACACCGCUUCAUGCAGGGGCAACCCAAGAUUACUGGCAUCGUCGUGCUAAUCUUGGGCUCAUCUUUCUUCAUCUUUUGCACCUUGAUGAUGUUAGUCCACUAUAAUGAGAUUAAUCCCCUCCAGCCUGCCAUGGUGCUGGCAAUCCUGUACCUCGUGUGUGGGUCUCUGUAUAUUGUGACAGAGAACAAGCCGACCAAGAAAACUGUAACCAUGUCGUUGGCUCUGAGUAUUGUGAGCCUACUGGCGUCAUGUUGGAUUAUCUUUCUCUAUUUGCCCAACAUUAUUCACAACCUCCAGAGAGUCCACCUCGAUGAAGACAUUAUGGUUGCGACUGACGAUGGUAUAUUUCCAUCAGAAUAUGAGCAACUAGAAAUGGCUUCAGAACAGAUCUUCCUGCUCUACACUGGCGUGGGUGGGAUAAUUUUCAUUGUAAUGUCAUUUCUGGCUGGGGCCGCCCUGCGUUCCACAAAGAGUAAGGCCAUUGUAGUGAUGACUGCUACGUCGGCUGAACCACCAGUUGAAUAGCGAGUCCAAGAGGAAGGCCUGAAGUGAGAUACUGUCAACUGAGCAGAGAGAAGAAAUAUGAAGCAUACAAGGACAGCAAGUAUCUCUCUUUGUGGGCACAACAGGAUGCAUCAUUCCCAAACACAGACUACCUCCCAUCAGCAUUUUUGGGUUGUUGUAUACAAUACAAUACAGAUCAUAUGUAUGUAUGCAUUGCCUUGUAAAGUCUAUUACUACUGCCGGUCCCACGUGAGCACUGUAUUUCCCUCUUUUGAACAGCAAGCUCAAUGGGAUGUUGGAGAUGAAUAUGAUAGGCAAUUAACUGCUACUUAUUCUGCAGUCUGGCGUUGGCUGACUUGUCAGCACGCUGUGUUUGCACCACAGGACAAAGGUCUGAGUGAAACCAGUGUUCCUCUGAGAUAGUUAAAGAAAACUUGUAUAGGCUCAAAAACAUUCAAAUUUAUCAAAGGCAGACUUAAACAGAGAUACGCUGACAGGUGCUCUUGUUACAGUACCACAUUUUGAUAAUGCACCCUGUAGAAAGGGAUUAAAAGUUGUAACUAAUGAUUUUAUAAAUGGUUUUACUAAUACUUGAUUGAGCUGUUAUGCACCAUUAAUAAGAGAAGUAUUUUUAGCUUUAAUUCAGCAGGAAAAAUCUAAUCGACAGUUUGAUUACAGACCUCAUCCGAUAUUUUUCAGUAAUUGUAAUAAAAGAAUCCUUAAUUAUUAACCAUUAAUUACAUAUUAACAUUUAUAACUCCAGAUGAGUUGCAAGCUUGUGCUUAUAUGAGUGAGAAAUCUUGAUUCUUCAAUCAUGCUUAAAUAUUUUUAGAGCCAUAGGCAUAAGCAUUUAUUUUGGUUGGCAUUUAGAAGUGCAUUAUUACCAAAUGGAAACACACACAGCCAUGCUAAUCCCGAAACAUUUAACGAGAGUGUUUUUUUUAUUCUGACAACAGAGUGGGAACAUCUGAACAUGAAGAUGUAAUGUUAACAACUCCAACCAUAAACAUGUCACCUCCUGUAACCUGUUCUCUGCUUUUACUAUCUGAAGUGUCGAGCACAGAACCAUGUGAUCCUUUUCCACCUUAUCGUCCCUUACAGAAGAAGUUUGGCAUAGACAAGACAGAACAUGCAGAGAUCCUCAUGGCUGCCCUUGACACAUUUUUUUUACCAUGUCAGCUCAUGUUUCAGCAGCAACACCCUUAAGUACAAACACUGUGACACCAUCGUACUGUCCCCACUUACAGAGUACCGCAUGUGAGAUGCAUCAUUAAUACUUUUGUGAUAUGAACAGAGCGAUGCUAUUCAAAUUAUGACAUGUCUGUACCCUUCCUAUGUAACUGUCACAUUACGUUUGCAAGAAGCAUGUUAGGUUAUUUUGGAUCAAUUUACCAAAACAAAUAAAGAAAAUUGGCUACUA
Messenger RNA from Epinephelus fuscoguttatus (brown-marbled grouper), 4764 nucleotides. RefSeq lists its product as uncharacterized. The record is from RefSeq and is a predicted model, not a curated record. The transcript has 6 exons. Lineage: Eukaryota; Metazoa; Chordata; Actinopteri; Perciformes; Serranidae. Gene Ontology annotation, cellular component: membrane. The coding region runs from base 2754 to 3365 and encodes 203 amino acids.